Venturia canescens is the source of this 13935-nucleotide messenger RNA. Its product is annotated as mucin-17-like. The transcript is spliced from 5 exons. Lineage: Eukaryota; Metazoa; Arthropoda; Insecta; Hymenoptera; Ichneumonidae. The record is from RefSeq and is a predicted model, not a curated record. Bases 1421 to 11593 code for a protein of 3390 amino acids.
AUGGCAGCGGAGAAGAAGGAAGAAGCAUUCUCAUUCGCCAUUACGAGUGUGCAUAAAUAUACAUAUAGAAAGAUUAUAUAGAGUCUGUACGUAUCUGUCCAUUGGACAGGGGCCGAGAUGCACGUCGGGUAAACGGGCGAAUAUGUACGUAAACGUACGUACGUAGUACAGUAAGCGAGAGAAAGAGAGGAAAAACGGGGAACGAAAAGAUAAAUAAACGUGCAAAAUGGGAAAAAAUGAACGAGGCAAAUAAAAGCGUGUUGAGUUGUAUCGAGUAGCCGAUUUUUCGAGUGGUGGAGUGAGAAAAAAACGAACGAGUGUUGUGUGUGCGCGCGUAUUUGCGCGUGUGUACGUGCGUAGCGGAUUUUGCGGUAGACGUUAAGAAUCGCAGAGAUAUCACAGUGCCGCGGGAUCCCUAUCAUUGAAACACAGUGUUUAAGUAUUGCGGCUCCAUCGCGGAGAGAAACAAUAUUGUAAAGAAGGAAAAGAGAGUGGAUUGAAGUGCGAACGUUGAGAGGUGUACGUCCUUCCUCCUGGGACGCUCGCCAACUUGGACGGGAGCGUCGAGAAAGAGAGGGAGAGAGAGAGAGAGAGAGAGAAACGGCGAAGGGAAAGAAAGAGCGAGAAUCGAGUGCCUGUGUGUAGCGUGUUCGCGCGUAUGUGCGUGAACGACUGACCGCCCGCGCUCCUGCUCGGCUGUACGUGUUGGUGCGCCUAUCUCGGUAUUUGUACGUGCGUGCAACGACGGCGGGCAACGGGAGAAUAGUGCAUCGGUGGCCUACCCGACCCUCUUGCUGCUGCUAACACCAAUACAUAUUCCGGCUUAUAAAAUGCGUCUCGCGCAUCCUCGGAAUUUAUUCCCAGAGUCAAAAUAACGAGUGCGACAGACUAAAAGACGAUCAGUUCUCUCGUACAGUGAAAGAAUAAAAAGAAAAACAAAAAGAAGUAACAGUGACUACCGCGUUGUGCGCUUCGCCUUUUUUUUUCUUUUUUUUUCUUUACUUUUAUUUUACUUUCCACUGAUCGUGAACGAAUCCCGGUGUAAGAAUUUUUUUUUCGAAUUCUCGAAAGAUCAAUCUUCUAGGACUAUUCACCAGACGUCGUCACCGCAAACCACCCGUUAACCAAAAAAAAAACGAAGAGAAACUAUCCGGUAACGUCCGCUUAACCCUUAAAAUUGAUGAACUCAAUAAACUCCUGAGAUUUCAGUGCUCAGACUCACGUUUCUCUGCCUCGGAACUUGCGAGAAAUCGUCCUUCCACGGCAAUGGCGCCUUUUUAAUGAUUACCUGGUUUCGUUAAUACAAUAAAAACUGGCAGCUGAAAGCCAGAGCUUCGCUCACCUAGCCAUUCUCCGGAGUUCUAACCGGAGCUUGCAGCAGAUUUUAUGACCGAACGAGGCUGAGUACCAAGAAUCAAAGAUGUGCGAUCAAACAGAAAUUAAUUACCUGGACGGGGACAUUGUCUGGGUCAAACUCGGCGCGUGUUGGUGGCCCGGCCAAGUAACUAGCUUUCAUAACUUGCCGGAGGACAUUCAAAUAGAAUUUCAGAAAAAACCGCUCAUCGCCGCCGUCAAAUUCUUUCAGGAAGAUACUUACGAAUUCGUAAAAAACCUUCAGCAGAUCUACAAAUACAAUUGUACCCAGAAAGAUGAUUUUAUUAGAAAAGGCUUGGAUAAAUAUCGAACGAAGAGCAAAGACGGUUCGAGCUAUAUGGACAAAUUUCCCGGUGAUGUUGAAAUGGCUGAAAAGCUGACGGGAGGCGAUCCCGACAUAUUGACGAGCGAGAAAUUCUGUCGCGAGGAGAAACCGGACAUAUCAGCGUUGUUCGGUGAGAAAAAGAUUCCAAAGAAAAAGCGAGACCGGGAGGAGAUGAACAGGCGAAGCAGCGAUGGUAAUGCGGCAAUGAGAAAAAUAACGCAUCCGCGUUUUCUUCGCGAGAGCGAUCACGAGAUAAGGAUUCGUCAGCAGCCGAGCAGUCAGCCGAGUACUCCGAAAAUGGCGAGCACCGACUCGCCCCAGUACUCGUGUCACUUGUGCAAUUUCACGUCGACUCGCGUUAACGUUAUAAUAUGUCACAGAAAGAGUCAUUGCUCGGAUGGUGGGUUCGAGAGUCCGUUGGCACGAGGAAGAAUCACGGGUUACACGGCCCCGAAAAGCGCCGGUCGGCCUUCGUUACCGGCGGAGACGCAGAAGAGAAAAUACGUAAGAAAGACGAAGAGCUUGUCGAGUAAGGGAAAAAUCGGUGAAAGCGAGCCGGUUAAGAGAAAACUGAGCAAACAGGCUGAUAAAAUCACGGCUAAGAAGAAGAAAACUGAUCCGGAACUGCGGGAAAAACUUUUGGCCGACUGGGACGAUGGGAGCGACGAGGAUAUGGAUCUCGAUGCUAACAAAUCGAGCGACACAAUCUCAACGGAAAAUUCGUCGCUCACAAAUAAUUCAGUAGCUGCGAACAACAGUUCAGAAGCAAUGGAGGAAAAGGAAGAUGACGAUGGUACCGAAAUAUUGAAAGCUUCGGAAAAAUUGCUCAGAGAGACAGAAAAAUUUGCUGCUUUUCAUACGGACGACUCAUCCUCCCGGUCCUGUCGGCAAUCGAACAACAAGCAUCUGGAUGACCUCGAUUCGGAAACUGAUACGAGCACGUCGACUUUGGCGAAAGAGGAAAAAUCUCCGGUUCACAAAAAAACAAAGAAGCUCAUCGCUUCUACAGAGGACAGGAAGAGCAGCACCAGCUCUGAAAAAGACGACAAACAAUCGAGGUUUUCGUGCUUCGAUUUCGACGAGGAAGAUUUACCAGAGCCGGCCAUAACUCCUGUGAGAAAAAUACCCCGUAUUUUUGGCGAAAAAAAUACCUCCGUCAAAAAAGAGAUACUGAAAAAAUUCACUUUGAGCCAAGCGAUGAAAAGCGCUGGAGGUAAAAACGAGGCAAAAGUAGAACAACGAGCGAGCGAGGAUAAAAUAAGCGCGAAUACGCCGGAUUUUUUUGACAACAAAGAGCCCACCGCCAAAGAGAAAAAACAAGAUAAUUUAAUGGAGGAAAAAAGUACGAUUGGCGAUCGUCUCUCUGCCAAAGAAGCCAAGCAACGUGAUAAUGAGGCGAAAACUCGAGUAGAAGCCCCGACGAAGAGUGACGGCGGUGCUAACGACGGGACACGCGAGAAAAACUCGAAACCGGUGACCGUAACGGAGCUCGAAAUUGUUGAGAUAUUCGAGGUGGAAGGUGAGAAAGACGAGCGCGAGGAGGAGACCGACGAUGUUACAAAGAAAACUAUAAACUACGAAAUCGAGACUUUUUCAGUUGACGCGCUAGACAAUAAGAUUGAUGAUGAGACCAGAAGCGCUCGAAUUGAAGAGAUAAUCGGCAUAAGAAACGAUCAAACGAGAAAAGAUUCUCCCAGCAGGGAAAAAAAUUGUCCUCCGGAGAAAGAAGAAACGAUGUCGGAAUUAGCCACGACCGAAACUGAGGAUGAAACUGUUUCUGAGGUCGCUGAAUCGCUUCGCGGUAACAGUGAGAAUUCGGACACCGACGGCAAUCUCAAUCAAGCAACCUGGAGCCUCGCUUCGUCCGGCAAGUCCAAAAGUUCCACUGACAGUGCUAAAGCUUUGGAAAAACCGGUGCCCAGACGACGUGGACGACCGAGAAAAAGUUUGCCCGCCGUUGAUUCAAGCGGAAACGGUGGCGACGACUCCCCGAAGUACGAAAUAAUCGGGAAAAAAGUUGCUGCCCUCGCGAGCCGCGAUAGCGAACGUAAAACUUCGGAAUCCGACUCGGAACGUUCGUACAGCGGUCGAAGACGCAAACCCAACAAAAAAUAUCUUCAUUCGGAGCUUUACACGAGCAGUCCUGACAACAGGGCAUCCAAAACUGACGAAAGUCAAUCGGAAACGGAAGAAAAAAUCCAUAAAGAACACAAAGGCAACAGAUCACGCAGAGGAAAGAAAAAAUCGUUGAUCGGCUCUGUCGAAGGCCACGUUGAAUCGUUGGAAAAUAAAAAUACCGACCAGGAAUUCGAGUUUUAUAAUAGAACUCUCGACGCUGUCGAUGAAGCGACAAACUCAUCCAAAUUUCAAGCAAUAUCUCGUGUCAGCGAGAUUACAGAGGCGAAAACCGAUAACAUGGAAGCGGCGAGGGAAUCGAGCGUUUCGCUCGUCACGGAUUCUAGGAAGAAAUUGGACGAUGGAAUUGGAUCGCCCGUCCACAUAACCAGAUUUAUUUCUACCGGCGAUUCGGAAUCGGGAUCUCUUAAGAAUAUUCAAGAUCGAGAGACGAAGAAUGAAAAAACGAAGGAUUCUCAAGACAAAUGCGAUAAAAUGAUCAAACCUGUUACAGUGACCUCCGAGGACGUCGAAAUGCAUGCAAACGAUUCGAGGAGCGCUCCGAAAUUAGAACCGGUCAAGUCCAGCGUGGACAAACUUCCGCCGAAAAAGUCACAGAUCAAAAAAUUUGAGCUUUCGCAAAUCGAUUUACUCGACGCUUGCGAGGAACAAGUCGCGGCUGAGCAAGCUGCUGCUGAAAAACGCUCAGCGGAUGAAAAGUUAGCCGCGGAAAAAUUGGUGGCUGAGAAAUUAGCCGCGGAGAAAUUGGUGGCUGAGAAAAUAGCUGCGGAGAAAUUGGCGGCUGAGAAAUUAGCCGCCGAGAAAUUAGCGGCUGAAAAAUUAGCUGCCGAGAAAUUGGCAGCCGAGAAAUUGGCAGCCGAGAAAUUAGCAGCCGAGAAAUUGGCAGCCGAGAAAUUGGCCGAGGAGAAAAAAGCUCUUGAGAAAAUGGAAGCUGAGAAAUUGGCUGCCGAGAAAUUAGCAGCUGAGAAAGCGGAAGCUGAAAGACUAGCAAAGGAGGAAGAAGAAAGAAAAAUCGCAGCGGAGAAGAAGGCUGCGGAAGAAGCAAAAAUUGCCGCUGAAAAAUCGAAGGUCGAGGGCUGCGACGAGAAGAAAUUGGAUGACGUAAAUUCCAUGCCCGUUGCUUCAUCGGAUCAGGUUGGAGAAAUGAUAACUCAAAAUAUAAUUACGACACAAGACAAUAUCGAGUCCGUUCCGGUAUCGUCUCUGGAGAAAGUGAGCGACGCGCCCGUGACCGAUUCAACGAUGGAAACAAUUGAGGCUGUGUUAGCGAGAAUAACGAACGAGGAAGUCGUCGCCGAAACUUCAAUAACCGCAGAAUCAAAAACUCACGAGAAAGUAAAAACGAGCGAGACGAGCAAAGUAGAUAAGAAUGGACCGAAACAAGCGAGCCUAACUGCAGUCCAAAACGACGGGUCGCAACAGUUGGCUUCGCAAGCCCGUUUCAAAGGUAAAAUAACACCGGAAGUUCCAAACCCGAAGAAAGGUGCUCUCGUCGAUGAAGAAGUUCCCAUAAACUCGUUUCAAGAAGCAUUUCUGAAGACUCUACACAUAGACAAGAAAGACGAAAAAGAGGGCGAGUCGGUGGUGGAAGCUGCAGGACGAAAAUCGACGAAACAACAGGGUGUUGCCUCGUCGGGAAAUUCGGAAACUGAGCAAACGAUCGUCAUAUCGAUCGCACCUGGCAAAAACAAUGAGAGCCUAGUAACCGCUCCGAAUAGUCAAGAGGCUGAAAAAGUUGAGCCCUUGAACGCGAUGACCGAGUUCGAAGGAGUAGAAAUACUGGUGCAGGAUAAUAUUGUCCAAGUGGAGACGAGAGCGGCGGAGGAGGAAAGUAGCCAAAAUCAAAUGGACUUGGCGGCGACGCUCGUCGGCAGUGAUCUCAAGCAGGAAGCGACGAGCGCUGCUCUGUCGCUGGACCUGCAAAAAAUCCAGGACACGUUGAGCGACCGCGUGUCUACGCCCUCGCCGUCUCUGGAAACGAGCGUGCCCGUUAAGAAGCGUGAAAAGCCUCGAAUAAUCGAGAACGUAGCGUUGAAGGAGCCGAUGCAGAUCUUGAAGAAUAAAUUGUUGGAGAAACUGCCGAGUAAGUCGGCGAAGCACAAGCUCGAUGCGGAGGGCCAGAAAAAAGGUGGGGAUCCGAAGGGCAGCGGCGGCGCGCCGAGAGCGAAAAUCAUGAAAAUGGAGUCUCCCUCGGGAAACAGCAAAACCGCUGCUAGAUCACCGACGAAAACGGGCGGUUCCCAAUUCACGAUAACGAGGAAGCUUCAAGUGUUGAAAGCCGAGGAAGCCGCGACCGCGGCUGCUAUCGAAAAGGAAAAAGCAGCAGCCGCGCAGGCUCAACUGACUCAAACGAUAACGCUGCCGACCGGGGGAGAAAAGUUUAUUCAACAAAGCUCUCAGAGCUUGGCCGAUAUGGAACUCGACAUAAACUCGAUGCCGUUUGUCCUCAGCGAAGACGUACUUACGCCCGAAAGUAUUGAGCGUAUGCCCGUUGUUUUGUCCUCGAUAAUCCCGUCGUCGUCGACCUCCGCGGCACCGCCGCCGGCAACUUCUCUCGCUCUCGCGACGACCGCUCAAUUGCAAACCUCAAAUUCGGAAGUUUUUUACAAAAGCACGAGCACGAGCGAAACUACGACGACGGAGAGCAGCACGAUGACAACCGGCAAGAAGAAAAGCGGGACUCCGGCGAUAUUGAAAAACAAGGCGAAAGCAAAGCCGACGAUAACGAGCAUCAAAACUCUCGUCCCGCCGUUCUCCAGCGGCAGUGUCAAGGGGCUCAAGUUCCAGGGCCAGCAAUCCACUUCCGGCAAAGCGAUGCCGUUGAUGUCGCAGAAAAGUGCGACUCCGGGUAAAUACGUGAUCGUCCAAACCGCCGGGGGCCAACAGAUGCGCUACAGCGUUCAGGGAAAAACUGGCUUGCAGCACAAGAUCGCGAUACCAGCCGGUAAGGCAACCGGCAGCGCUCAAAUCGUUUCGCAAGGUGGCAAGGUCGUCAUCCUCACAUCAGCGCAAUCCGGGCAAACGAAAAUGUUACCUCUCAACAUAUCGAAGUCGAUGAGCGGUAAAGUACAAAAAAUUGUCAAUAACAAGGGUCAAAUUUACGCGCCGAUCAGCCCGCAAGGUAUAAUCGGUCAGAAGGCAAUCAUAGCCCCGAAAGCUGACACGAACUCGCCGACGACCUCGAAAAUCGCUCAGGGACAGAAGGUUUUGAAUGCGCAAGGGAUCAUAACGUCAAAAGGCGUACUGACGCCGAUAUCGACCUCGAAGUCCGGUCUGUUGACCACCCUGACGGGGGGUAUUCUCACCAAAGGAGGAAUAAUCACGCCGAUAAGUUCGGCUCAAUUGGGAAAAACGAUAAUCGGCGGUAAGGGCCUGGUGAGCAGCAAAGGAACAACGAUUUUGUCGCCCCUCGGUGCUCAGACUCUCGGAUCAUCGAAAGGAACGAUAAUAACUCCGAUGACCCAUACGGUCGCUGGAAAAACGAUAAUAAACGCUCAAGGGCUCGUGACGCCGAAAGGCACUGUGCUGACUCCUAUUACUGGUCAGCAAGUGAAAGCCAUCGCCGCCAAGACUCCGGCGAAAGGUGCCAAAAUCCACUAUCAACCGGUCCAACACAAGUUACAAUUGCCCAUGCUGCAAAAGUGUCAAAAAAUCCCGGUUUCAUCGAGCUCUCAAGUAAGGGCUGCUGCAGGUAGCAUCAAAUCGCCCAGCGGUACGCUCGUCUUUCAAAACACAGUCGCCUCGGGUACACAAAAAAGUCCGAGUCCCGGGGCCAAAAAAAUCGUCAGACAGAUCGCCCAGCAGACGAUUCGGUCACCGCAAACGACCACGCUGACGACGACAACGACGAACGUUUCGAUUCAACAACAGCCAGGAGUCCAAAGAGCCAAGUCUUUUACCGCUACGACACCGACGAGCGUUCAAAGAGUCACCGCUCCCCGAGCGACGGGUCGUCAAGCCAAGCCGAAAAUGGUGGUACAAAAAAUCAGCGACGCGACGCUGGUCGAUGGAAAUUCUGGUGCUAGUCCGAUCACGAAUACCCAUAGCAAGCCUAUCAUGAGCCCGACGGUCGUUGGCAACGUCGCGAAGACGCCCGUUUCCACGAAACAAACUGCCAGGACCCUCAAAACCGGUAGUAGAAACAUUCAGAAGAAUUUGUUGAACGUGAGCAGCACGAGCUCCGCGAGUCCUUCGAGCCUUGGAUCCAGUGAAACGUUGGUCGCUGGCUCAGCGCCGAUACAACAACAGGUACCACCGUCUCAACCGAUCCAAAGCUUGCCCGUCCCUCCGCUCGUGAUACCCGGCACCGAAUUGCCGAUCACCGAGGCCGAGGCCUCCGGGAAAAUCGAUAAAAAUCUCGGUAGCCUCGCCAAGGAAGUUGCGAACAAAGCAGAGCCUGUUAAGCCGACGGAUCCAACGAUCGAACAACCGAAAUUAGAGACAACCAAAGUCACCGCACAACCGCAGAUAAUGGCUCUGCCGACGGAGAGCAGCGACGGCACACAAACUUACGUGCUCGUUACGAUAGACGAACAGGGCCAGAUUCAACCGCUGGACAACAACACCCUCAUGUCUCUCGAGGGAACGACCCAAAACGCUGACGGUACGAGAACCCUCUACAUCGAUCCGAGCUCCCUCGGAGAGGCUGGAACUCUCGACAACCUCGUCAUACAAUUUGACAACGCCGCCCUGCCAAACAUCCAGGCAAACGCGGCCGAAGCGAGCCAAACGAUCGUCGCGCCGGAAACUACUUUUCCAUCGAGCGAAAUAAUACAAACAUCGAAUCAGGAUAUCCUCGCGGCUGCCCUGGCGAACACUGACUUCCAGCAGGAAAUCGGACUUCCGGACAACGCAACGAGCACCGUUAUGACAACGGGACUCACGCAAACCAGUCUGAUCAAUCAGACGAUCUUACAAUCGACGAUUAUUCCACCCACGGAGCCCAUAUCUUCGCCCUCCGUUCUCGAAACAUCGCUGACUCUUAAUCAACCGAUAAUGACGCCUCUCGAAGUUCCGAGCAGUCUGCCGAUACAAAUCGAAACGACGCCAGCGUCCGUUGUCUCGACGAUCCCCACGUCCCUCGAGUUACCAAUCACGAUAACCGAUCCGACGAUUUCUUAUAUUUCAGCAGCAGCAGCUGCUGCGGCACCGCCGAGCGAAAGCCACAUUCAAUUACCGGGCAAUUCGAUGCCCGAUAUUGGCGAAAUAAUGGAAAGUUCCGCUGGUUCCGAAAUCGUACGAACGGAUAUUCCAACGAGUACUCGAUACCUGGUUCUGCCGACUGUUGACGAGGGCAUGACGGCUAUUGAGUCGCAGGAAAAAGAAACCUGUGAAUCGCCCUCGGUCACGUACUCCGUUUCCAUCCCCGACAGUAUCGUCAUCGACAAUUCUACCGCACAAACCACACCUUCGAUGCCCAUCAUCGACGACGGAUACGUCGAAGCGACCGAGCAAAGAUUCUCCGAAGUCACCGUCAACGAGAUGCUCGUUUCAAAAGCUCCGGAGCCGGAGGGGAUCGUGGCUAGUGAAAAACUGAUCGACUCUUCUCCGAAGCACGAAUCGAACGUCGGAACGAGCUUCGAAUCUCAGGUUAAAACAGCCCAAGAUCAAGAGGAAAAAUCUGCGGCAACCGUGUCCCAGGUCGAUUCGUACGUUCCCCAGGAUGUGACCGGGGUCGAACAAAUGGUCGUCGAAGAGGAAACUAUUCCUGAGACGAAAAAAAUAUCUACGGUUGAGAAGCAAAGCGAAUGUAACGCAGCGAUGCAGGUCGACGAACAAUGUGAUCGAGUGAAUGAAACGUGCAGCUCGGUGCCAGCGGAAUCUUGUUCUUCCGAGAUGCAAGUUGAGAACGAAUCGUCGAGUAAAAUGACGAUCGAAUCCACGGAGGAAAGCCGGAAAUCACCGAUCGCUGGUGAGAUCCACGAAGAAGUAGCUACGAAUACGAUAGAAUUGAGUUGCUCUCUGAUGAGAACACACCGUACGAGCCUCGACGAGAGCAGUUUCGUAAAUCAACAAGAGCCCGAACAAAUAAACAGCUCCAAGUCUUUGGAUUCGUCGACUGGAAGUAUCGCGGGACAAGCAGCAGCAUCCGCGGGUACGAGUUUGGCCGAAGGUAGCAGCGACACCGGCAUGGUCGUCGAGGAGGCGGUCGAGAUGGAGAUUUACCCUAGUGAUGAGACGCCUGAAAUCCCGGACGGUGGUCAACAAACGGCCGCGGCUUCUUCACAGGCGGAAACGAUGAAACAAGCUUCGAGUGAAAAGGUCGAGGAUGCGGAGAACGUAACGGAGGCUAGUCAACAGGAAGAGUCGCCCUCGCAAUCGUAUGAGCAGUUUAACGCGUCGGAACAAGUGACGAGCGACUCGACGGAAACGCCUAGUCAAUCGGCGACAAAGUCCGAAAGUUCUCGGGAAGCGACGCAAUCCGUCGCGUACGAAGCGAUGGAGGUUGACGAGAAUAUUGCGACGGGUGAACCACCCACUCAAUCCUUCGAAGACACCAAGAGAAACGAGGCUUCUCAAUCGUACGAGCCGAGCGUUGAGUUGAACACGAACGCUCCGACUCAAUCGUUCAACGAAAUAAUGCAGUGUCAGCAGCAGCAACAGCAACAACAGCAUCAGCAGCAGCAACAGCAGCAGCAAGAGGGGGAAGAGCCUUCGACCGCGGGAGACCCGAUCGACGAUCAGAGUUUUCCAACGCAGAGUUACGAGGUCGAUAAAAUUGACAAUCAUCCGGAAAAUCUCGAGAGCGACGCCUCCUCGGCGAUCGGUCAAGAGGGUAACAUACCGUCGCAAUCGAACGACAUCGGUAACGACGGGAUCGGCACCUCCUCCGUAUCGAUAAACAAUUCCGGAUUGAACGAGGACGAGACCGCGAGCUCUUCGUACGUGCCCGAGACACCGGAGAACCAGGAACGCGAUCAGGACCAGGAAAGCGCGAUAAGCACUUCCUCGUACGAGAUCCCCCCUUGCGAGGAGCUCAACAUCGCUUCCUCGAGCGUCAUUCCCGAUACCUCGGUCCGGGGCGAGCACAUGAGUAUACACGACAACGGAGUCCCCGAAAUUCCUACCUCCUCGUACAAUCUCAAUCCUGACAGCAGUUCGACCUCCCACGUGGAUACAUUGCCAACUUCGAGUUACGAAGAGGACCAGGUUAUAGUCGAACAGAACGUUUCCACUUCGUACGAAGUACCGAUCUCGAUGCCCGGAGGCAUCGAGGAGAAUUCCUCGCAAAAUUUCGUCACCGAGAGCACCGAUCACCGGAACGAGCCGACCAGUUAUUACGCUCGUCAUCCGGAAGUAUCCGCGAGUUAUUACGAAGCGGCGAAUCAAGACUCGAAUUCGAGGCUCGAGGCUGAUCCCCAGGAGGAAGUAACGCCCAGUUACUACGAGCAACCUCAGGACAUAACUUCCGAAGCGAGUCAGAGUUACUUCAGACCUACGCCUCGUUACUCGGCCCGAAGCGUGUCGCCGAGUUACUACGAGCCAACACCGGAAACCGAGGCGAGCCAAAGCAGUUACUACUCCCACGAGAUCGAAACGAGAGAACAAUCCUCCUCUCGGAACGUCGAGGCCUCCCAAAGCUUUUAUCAAGAAACGAGCGACGAGAGAAGACUCCGGCAACAGGGCGAAGCCACGCCGACCUACACCGAGAGAUAUCCCGUCGAUUACGCCCUCGCUAAUUCGCCUAUCGAGAGGCACGACUUGGUUGAGAGUUCGGUACCGGCUACGAGGCCUACCGAGAGGGAUGAUCGAGCGUGAUAUCCGUCGAUGGAUGUUGGAGAUCUCGAGAUUACUUUCAAGUGUACAUAGAAACAGAAGAAAAUAAUCACAAAAAAACGAUGUUCGUAAGUUGCUAGACUUAAGACUAAAAUUAGAUUCUUAUAAUUUAUACCUAUAUUAAUGAGUAAUUGCAGAUAUGUGUAUAUAUAUAUAUAUAUAUAUAUACAAAUUAUAUAUACAUAUACACAUGAAUAUAUAUAUAAAUAUAUUAUAAUAUACUUUGUCGAGCACGGAUUUAAUCCGUUGACGAAUUCUAUCACACAAGAAGCAGCACUGUAGAUUACGAGCUGAAGAAUUUGCGUGGCUUUCGUUGUAACAGUGACAUUUAUUCAUUUUUCUUUUUUGCAACGAUCCUCCUUUUUAUGUUUCAUUAGAAAGAGAGAGAGAGAGAGACCGUUGUACGAUCUGCAAAUGAAUUUUAUUUGCUCUGUAAAAGAAAGGGAGCGAUUUUGAAAUAGUCCUCUGAAGCCUCGAUCUGAUGUCUGGAUUUUUUUUAUUUUUUGUUAAUCGGUGAUGGAAUCGUUGCAACGAAACUCUCGCUCUUUGUUUUUCGACGAAGAGAGGGGAAGGGAGCUUUUCAUAGAAUUUGAAAUAUUCAAAUCUAUCGACAAAAUUUGUGAAAUGAUUUAGAGCACGAUUCGCACAAAGCUCUCGUACCGGCAGUACAACCGACAGAAACAAACAUUGACGUGUCUCCCGAAAGGCUUGAACAUGCCAUAUAAAGUUUCUUUGCUUUUAUUCGAACAAAAUAAUAAUUUACGUACGUAGAUUCGAGAAUGAGAAACCGAGAAAUUAUUAGUUCGUUUGAAUCGGUCUACGUGACGAUAAGACGAUGCAAUAUCGUACAAGGCAAUAUUUUCAAAAUAUAUUUCUUGACGGAAAGUGGUAUCUCGGGCCGCAGAAAAUGACAAAAAGAUAACAAAAAGGCGUUAAGAGCGCGAGAAACAAGAUCUGGCGAUGGUCGAAUUUGUACGUAUGCUCGAGUGUCAAAUUCUUAUUUUUCGCUCAAUGCUAUGUUCCAACGUUUAUUUCUGUUUUAAUCCCCCCCCCAUGUUAUAGGAUGUAAUCACGUAAAAGCGAAGAUGAAUGAUUAUUGAGCGAGGCAAGACUUAGCUUUGAUAGUUAUAAUGAUAUUUACGUUGUAGGGAAAAAUAGCGUAUAAAUCUUUAUGAAAUAAAAUAUGCAAGAAAGAAGAAAAGAUGAAUAAUGAGAGAAGCCUAUUUUAUUUUAAUUUUCACACUGUGUAAUCUGGGUGUUAACGAGAUAAUAUAAGAGACGAAAAUAUUAAAAGGGGUUGUGUGUGUGUUUUUUUCUCGUUUUUCUUCCUAAUAGAAAAAAUGUCCUGUUCGACCGAUCGGCUAAAAAACGCUCAAAUAUUCGGCUCUAGACGGCCAAACUUUACCACCAAAUUGUGUCUGGACAUGGAAAAAAUAAUAAAAUGAUAUUUUCUGUGCACGUUUUUUAAUCUCGACUCGCGUACACGUUUCACGGUGACAGAUGAACAAUUUAAAAAUACGGUUAUCGUCGAAACAGAAAUAACAAAAUUAACGACUUUAUACUACUUGAUAAUGUUGCAUGAAAAAUUUUCUCAUAUCCCGUCUGUCUUUUAUACCGGGAACUUUUCGAACACGACGAAUUUUCUAAAGAUCCCAAGCGAUCGAUACAUUAUAUUAUAUUCUUUAUAGUCUCAUGUUAUUCAAAAUAAAUGUUUUUAUUUUUUCGUGGCAUUGUUAAAUCAUGGUCACACGUGUAAAUAUUAUGUUAAUAUUCAAAAGAGGGAGAGCGAGAGAUAUGUGCAUUAUUCAUACUACUUCGUCCCGCCAAUGUUCAAGUGUAAUAGAAUACGAAUCUUCUUUUUUUUUUGUUUUUUUUUUCAUAUACAAAAUUUGAAUUACGAAUAAUUGGAUUGUUGAUGUCCUCUCUUACAUCUCCUCAUUCCUAGUUUACCAUUGACGUAAAGAGUUUCAUUAUUGCCGGACGAAAGAUAAAAACUGCGUUCCUAUGUUCCGAGUAAAUUAUAGAAUGAGGAAUACAAACGAAAGAAAUUGAAGAAACGAAAAAAAAAAAACCAAAUUGUUACGUUUUCUAUGAAACUUUCUGGUAAUGUCGGAUCAAACGAACUAGUGUCUGUGCUACGUCGAAUAAAUACAUGAAACGGUGGAUUUAAUGAAUAAAAAAACGGUUAAAUUACAACCGUAUCAAUUACAACUUCAUAUUUUCGAACACUAACAAUAUUACUUUUUAAUUUCUACAGUGUGCACCACAUACGCAAAUGUAAAACUAUGAAAUAAAAAUAAAUAUACGAAUAUUUACGUAACAAA